UGAUUGAUUAGUAGCUGUCAAACAACGCAUUGUAAACGAUUUUAUACUUUUUUAGACGUCGUAAAUUUCAGUUUUAUUAAUACUUGAAAAUUCUGAAAUAGAAACUUGCAAAAAUGUCUCUAGCCGAUGAACUACUAGCUGAUCUCGAGGAAGACAAUGACAAUGACUUGGAUGAGCUGCAAAAUUUGGACGAGGAUGAGGAGGAAGCAAAGGCACAAGAAAUGACAGAAAAGCUUAAACAACAGGCUAAUCUUAUGGAAGUUGAUGUUCAAGUGCAGUCCGUGCGAGAUCUUUGUAAACUGCGAGACUCCGAGCGCCUGCAGUAUGUGCUAAAACAAAUCGAACAGUACAGCAGCAGACACCGGACCGCUGCAGAGAUGCUAGGAAAUGUUGAAUCGGACCCAGAAUAUCAACUUAUUGUCGAAGCCAAUGCGAUUGCGGUAGAUAUUGAUAAUGAAAUUUCAAUUAUUCAUAAAUUUACAAAAGAAAAGUAUCAAAAACGGUUUCCCGAACUGGAUUCCUUAAUUGUUGGUGAAAUUGAAUAUUUGUACGCCGUGAAAGAGUUGGGCAAUGACCUCGAACAAGUAAAGAAUAAUGAGAAGUUACAAGCCAUUCUAACGCAAGCCACAAUUAUGAUUGUUUCCGUAACAGCUUCGACAACUCAGGGUACUGUACUUACGCCUUUCGAAAAGGCACAAAUUGAUGAGGCCUGUGAAAUGGCAAUUGAUUUAAAUAACUUCAAAUUACAAAUUUACGAAUAUGUGGAAAGUCGCAUGACCUUUAUUGCACCCAAUUUGUCGAUGAUUGUAGGCGCAUCGACUGCUGCAAAGCUGUUGGGCAUAGCUGGUGGAUUAACGAAGCUAUCCAAAAUGCCUGCUUGUAAUGUGCAAGUAUUGGGAUCUCAGAAGAAGACUUUAGCAGGCUUCUCAAAAACGCAAAUGCUACCCCAUACAGGCUAUGUUUACUUCUCACAGAUUGUGCAAGAUACAGCACCGGAUUUGCGUCGCAAAGCAGCGCGCUUAGUUGCCGCCAAGGCAGUACUUGCUGCUCGCGUUGAUGCUUGCCACGAAAGUGUACACGGCGAAGUUGGCUUAAAGUUUAAGGAGGAUAUUGAAAAAAAGUUGGAUAAACUGCAAGAACCACCGCCAGUCAAAUUUAUCAAGCCACUUUCCAAGCCGAUUGAGGGCAGCAAGAAAAAACGUGGUGGCAAGCGCGUGCGCAAAAUGAAGGAGCGCUAUGCGCUCACAGAAUUCCGAAAACAAGCGAAUCGUAUGAACUUCGGUGAUAUCGAAGAGGAUGCCUACCAGGAGGAUCUGGGCUAUUCUCGCGGUACCAUUGGCAAAACUGGCACAGGUCGCAUACGUUUGCCACAAGUAGAUGAGAAGACUAAAGUUCGUAUUAGCAAAACGCUACAAAAGAAUCUGCAGAAGCAACAGGUCUAUGGUGGCAGCACUACUGUAAAGCGACAAAUUUCCGGUACAGCUUCAAGCGUUGCUUUCACACCACUGCAGGGACUGGAAAUCGUAAAUCCCCAAGCAGCUGAGAUAUCGCAAACUGAGAAAAAUGCCAAAUAUUUUUCAAAUACGUCUGGUUUCAUUUCAGUAGGCAAGCGCACCACAUAAAAUAAUAAAAGAAAAAUUAUUUUAUUAAAUAUUAUAUAUUGCAAUUUUGGCUAAAAUAAACUGUAUAGCUUUCGAA
Messenger RNA from Anastrepha ludens (Mexican fruit fly), 1698 nucleotides. RefSeq names its product U4/U6 small nuclear ribonucleoprotein Prp31 (gene Prp31). The record is from RefSeq and is a predicted model, not a curated record. NCBI's taxonomy places the organism in Eukaryota, Metazoa, Arthropoda, Insecta, Diptera, Tephritidae. Gene Ontology annotation, cellular component: U4 snRNP; U4/U6 x U5 tri-snRNP complex; precatalytic spliceosome. Gene Ontology annotation, biological process: spliceosomal tri-snRNP complex assembly; mRNA splicing, via spliceosome. The transcript is spliced from 7 exons. Bases 114 to 1622 code for a protein of 502 amino acids.